GGGAUUCAAUAUCUUGUGAGAGUACGGAAAUCUUAUGAUACGAGUCAACUUGGCAGAACAAGCUUAAGUUGUUCACUGUAAAGACAUCGAUCCUGAGCAGCCGUCCUCACAACAUGUCUCAGCACACUUCACAUUGACAUUUAGCACAAUUAGAUCGAGCAGUAUAACAUGGAGAUCGAGCAAGGCCUCCGAGCAGUGGAAUUCUACAGUGGCAUAGGAGGCAUGCACUAUGGGCUCCAGCAGGCAUGCCCCACAGCGCAGGUCGUGGCAGCUUUCGACCUGAAUGGGGUUGCCAAUGACGUCUACGAGCACAAUUUUGGCUGGCGCCCCUGGCAAGGCAACCUGGAAGGUGUCUCCGCAAGUGUCCUGGACGGUUUUAAUGCCCAGCUCUGGUUGAUGGCACCACCCUGCCAACCCUUCACCAGAAGGGGGCUGCAGCAGGAUGUUGCUGAUCCGCGAUCAGCCUCCUUCUUGAAAUUGAUCAGCAUUUUGCCCAGCUUGCGGCAUCCCCCACAAUACGUGAUCGUGGAGAAUGUCGUAGGCUUUGAGGCAUCCAGCAUGCGCAAGCAGCUGGCAGCAGGUCUCAGUGCUGCAGGAUUGGAUAUGCAGGAGUUUCUGCUGAGCCCUCUGCAGCUGGGCAUUCCCUAUUCAAGGCCCCGGUACUAUGCAUUGGCGCGCCAAAGGACUCCCAGUGGCGCCUGCCCCUUCCCAACAGCCCCCUUGCCCGACGCCCAGCCGUUCUGCUGCCCAGCCAACUCACUGCUGCCACAUGCAAGUAAAAGUGUGCCACCACCAGCCAGUGCUGAAUGCAGCAGCACACAGAACAAUGGAAACUGCUCAGCUGGAGAAAGCUCCUUGGGUGGAGAUUUGACACCGCAAAGUGCCACGCAGAACAGCAGAGCAGAGGUCAGCAAGGCAUUGUUGCCGAUAGCAGCGUUCCUGGUAGAGCGGCCCAGCCCUGUGGACGGCGCCAAUUCACUACAAGCAGGCAGCAACGCAAGUGAUGCUGGGGACGGGGCGCUGGAAUCUGAGGCAGAUGGGCCGGUCAGCAAUGCUGCUACAGAGGAAUCUGAGGCACCGGAGGACUUCUUCUGGGUCCCUGACAACGUGAUAGAGCAGUGGGGAGAGGUGCUGGACAUUGUGGUGCCCUCCUCGCAGCGAUGCAACUGCUUCACGAAGACUUACACCCGCUACACAAAGGGUUCCGGGUCACAAUUGGCAACAAGGAGCUUGGAUCUGCUGCGCGCUAUGCGGCUGCGCUACUUCACUCCGCGGGAGAUCGCCAACCUGCACUCCUUCCCGGCCGGCUUCUCCUUCCCCGCGCAUGUCACCCUGCGCCAGCGCUACGCCCUGCUGGGCAACAGCCUCAGCGCGCUCGUCGUGGCGGACCUGCUGCGUUACCUCCUGCACUGA
This is a messenger RNA of Coccomyxa subellipsoidea C-169, 1413 nucleotides long. RefSeq names its product S-adenosyl-L-methionine-dependent methyltransferase. The record is from RefSeq and is a predicted model, not a curated record. Lineage: Eukaryota; Viridiplantae; Chlorophyta; Trebouxiophyceae; Coccomyxaceae. Bases 169 to 1413 code for a protein of 414 amino acids. Gene Ontology annotation, molecular function: methyltransferase activity. The transcript is spliced from 6 exons.